UUCUCUCUCUCUCUCUCUCUCUCUCUCUCUCUCUCUGCAUAUCCUCUGCCUCCAAAAUUUUAAAAUUCCCAGACAUUGUCUUUGUUGCAUUCGUAUCUUCGGUGAUUGUGAUGCAAGAAAUGGGAAGAUAAAUUAUGAGAGUUCUUACUCUUAAUUAUGUGCAAUAUGUAACUUUUCCAGCAGAUCGACUUCUCAAUUUUCAAUCUUGGUGAUGGAAUUAUGAAACCCAUCUUCCAGAUUUCGAUUUCUGGUGAUGGGCAUUGGUCGAUUCUCAGAGUGGUUUUGGUGUUUGGUGGAAUUCAAGUAUUUUAGGCUGACAAAAGAAUAGUCCCUUCUCCUUUUUGCGGGGAUACCGAAAUUUAUAUCUUUAUUGUUCUAACGAGCUUAGAUUAUGAUACUUUUAGAUUAAAUAUGCUAAGUACUCCGUGUUGAAGUACUCUGUUUUUCUCGGCAGAAAGAAGAAAUUAAACUUCGGUUUCUUGAUUUACGUUCCAUAUUUUUUCCCUAGAUUUGAUUUAGAUGUUCUUCCGAUUGUUGCUUUUAGCUUUACUAUAGCUAGAAAUAUUGAGGCACUACGUCUGUGUUUGUGAACAUUGGAUGGCUGCAGUGUUCAUUAUGAUAUGUUUGAUUCUGAAAAUUUCGGUUGAGUACCGGUGUUCAAGUAUUGUUUCCUCUGUCUUUCGAUGAUAUAUGUUUGAGAAAUAAAUGAAAUUCGUGUAUUAGUAUGUAACCGGUUACUUCUUUUUGGUGAAUCUGAUUCUGAAACAUGUUACUGUGUCAUUGGAACUGUUGGGUACUUACUGGUCGUUCGUUACCUUUCACCUUUGUGGGUUUUAUCCUCUGCUUGAGGAUUUGUGGUUGAGCAGAUUCUGAAUUGUCUAUAUGUCAAUUGCUAGUUCAUUGUGUACUAACAACUUUCUAAACAGCAACCGGAUGACUUUUAUUCAAAAUUUCAUUUGAUCCAGUCGACAUUCAGGUCCAUAUUUCAUUUCAGAAUAGCUGUUUUUGCUGUAUAGUUGCAGGGUUUCCUUGCUGGAUUAGAGGGUUGUACUAAUUUUCCUAGAUGUGAUUGUGAGCAUUGUUGUCUCAGUAAUAUAUUAUCUUGAAUCUUGUCAUGUGCUAAUAGGUUGUACGGUUUAACGUGCUUGCGUAUCAUUCUGAUCUGAGGCCCCUAACUUAGUUUCGGAUCAUAUCGUUCUUGUCAGGUAAAUUGUUUUGAACCCAGGGUGGUAAACGUUAGGAGGAAAAUGUCUGAUGAUGGUGGGCAGAUGAUGCUCCUGUAUGAUGACCCCUCAGAUCAUCAUCAUCACCAUCAUUCUUUAUCAUUAGAUGAAGCCAGCAGUGCGGAGGAAUCACCAGAUGGAACUACCCUCUCGGUAGAUACAGCUGAUGAUGCCAUUCCAUAUAUCGGGCAAAGAUUUCCUACACAUGAUGCUGCUUAUGAGUACUACAGUGGAUUUGCAAAGCGUUGUGGAUUCUCAAUACGUCGUCACAGGACAGAAGGUAAAGAUGGAGUUGGCAGAGGACUAACUAGACGGUACUUUGUUUGCCACCGAGCUGGUAAUACCCCCACCAAGCCUUUAAGUGAAGGAAAACCUCAGAGGAACAGAAAAUCUUCUCGUUGCGGUUGUCAAUCGUACUUAAGGAUCAGUAAAAUUACUGAAUUAGGUUUGACGGAAUGGCGUGUUACGGGUUUCGCAAAUCACCACAAUCAUGAACUCUUGGAACCGAAUCAAGUUCGUUUUCUUCCUGCAUAUAGGUCCAUAUCAGAUGCAGAUAAAAACCGGAUUUUGAUGUUUUCAAAGACAGGGAUUUCGGUUCAGCAGAUGAUGAGGCUUAUGGAGCUCGAGAAGUGUGUUGAGCCGGGCUUCUUACCGUUCACUGAAAAGGAUGUGAGGAAUUUGCUUCAGUCGUUCAGGAAACUUGAUCCUGAGGACGAGAGCAUAGAUUUACUAAGGAUGUGCCAGAGCAUCAAGGAGAAAGACCCGAACUUUAGAUUUGAGUUUACGUUAGAUGCAAAUGAUAAGCUAGAGAACAUUGCCUGGUCAUAUGCUUCUUCCGUUCAGUCAUACGAGAUCUUUGGAGAUGCUGUAGUAUUCGAUACGACACAUCGCCUAAGUGCAGUCGAGAUGCCACUUGGAAUAUGGGUCGGAAUCAAUAACUAUGGUAUGCCUUGCUUCUUCGGGUGUGUGCUUCUACGAGAAGAAAAUUUGAGAUCGUGGUCAUGGGCACUGAAGGCGUUUGUUAGGUUCAUGAACGGGAAGGCGCCUCAAACAAUGUUAACGGAUCAUAAUAUGUGUAUCAAGGAAGCCGUGGCUGCAGAGAUGCCGUCGACUAAACACGCGCUUUGCAUAUGGAUGAUCGUUGGAAAGUUUCCGUCUUGGUUUAAUGCUGUUCUUGGAGAACGCUACAACGAUUGGAAAGCUGAGUUCUUUCGGCUAUACAAUCUGGAAACGGUCGAGGAUUUCGAGUUGGGAUGGAGGGAUAUGGUGGAUUCUUUCGGGCUGCACACAAACAGGCAUAUAAACAACCUGUUUGCCUCGCGUCCUUUGUGGGCUUUACCCUACUUGAGAAGCCAUUUUCUAGCUGGGAUGACGUUGUCUGGACGAUCAAAGGCGAUUAAUGCUUUCAUUCAGAGGUUCCUUAGCGCACAAACCCGGCUUGCACACUUUGUGGAACAAGUUGCUGUUGCGGUGGAUUUCAAAGAUCAAGCGGCGGAACAACAAACGAUGCAGCAGAAUCUCCAAAACAUCAGCCUCAAAACCGGGGCUCCAAUGGAAUCUCAUGCAGCCUCGGUUCUCACGCCUUUCGCCUUCUCCAAGCUCCAAGAACAACUCGUUCUGGCGGCCCAUUACGCGUCAUUCCAGAUGGAAGAUGGGUGUUAUCUCGUGAGACACCACACUAAACUCGAUGGUGGCCGGAAAGUCUACUGGGUCCCGCAGGAAGGCAUCGUAAGUUGCAGCUGCCAACACUUCGAGUUCUCGGGGAUUCUCUGCCGCCAUGCCCUUCGGGUUCUGUCGACGGGGAACUGUUUCCAGAUCCCGGACAGGUAUCUUCCCCUCCGUUGGCGCAGGAUAAGCGCGGGUUUCGGCAAGACAUUCCGUCACAACAAUCAGGAUGAUCAAGUGGGAAGAGUCCAGUUUCUGCAGAAUCUGGUUUCGACACUGGUUUCAGAGUCAUCCAAAUCGAAAGAGAGAUUAGAGAUUGCGACUGAGCAGAUAUCUGUCCUGUUGUCACGCAUUAGAGAGCAACCCAUCUCUUCGCAUGUUCUUCGUGACAUUUGCUCUGAUGUCCAGAGGAAUUUUUGAUACGGGAAAGUCCCUCUCUGGUAAUUGUCUUUUGUUGCGUGUGACACAAGCAAUCAUGCCAAAGUCCUGUAGGGUUUUAGGCUAGAGGAGGCGAGAGAGUUCCUUCACGUUGCAAGUAAUGAGAUUCUUUGGUUGCUUGCGAUAUAAGCAAGUACAACUA
Messenger RNA from Tarenaya hassleriana, 3468 nucleotides. Its product is annotated as protein FAR1-RELATED SEQUENCE 11. Gene Ontology annotation, biological process: regulation of DNA-templated transcription. Gene Ontology annotation, molecular function: zinc ion binding. The record is from RefSeq and is a predicted model, not a curated record. The coding region runs from base 1248 to 3308 and encodes 686 amino acids. Lineage: Eukaryota; Viridiplantae; Streptophyta; Magnoliopsida; Brassicales; Cleomaceae. The transcript has 4 exons.